Rhinichthys klamathensis goyatoka is the source of this 1392-nucleotide messenger RNA. RefSeq lists its product as uncharacterized. The transcript is spliced from 3 exons. Lineage: Eukaryota; Metazoa; Chordata; Actinopteri; Cypriniformes; Leuciscidae. The record is from RefSeq and is a predicted model, not a curated record. Bases 45 to 1331 code for a protein of 428 amino acids.
CUUUGCCUCAGCCUCAGUCCCCAGCAUCACUGGCUGAUGUAUCAAUGGCUGACGUGUCACUGGCUGAGCCAUCCACAUCAACUAGAGAAGGACAGCAACUUGCCCCUGCCCCUUCAGUGUUGUCACAGCCAUCUGACACUGGAAGCAGUCUCUCCGACGAGGCUCAGGGAUCAGUCAUUGGGCCCGAUGGCAUUGCUGGGUGGGACAAGGUCCAGGAUAUGGCUGGUUACCUGGUUGGUCUUCGUGAGGCUCCUUACCUCACUGACCUGCAGGUGACAGAGGCCAUCCUGCUGUGGACAGCUCUCCAUGACAUAGACAAACAGCGGGUCAACUAUCAGCCUCGACAUCAGCCUCAGCUGACACAUGGACGCUUUAAGGCACCGAAGCGGUCCGGAGUCACACCAGGUGUGGAGAGUGUAAAACGGUGUCUGAUUGGACAUCCCGGGGGACCAGCACAGUGGCCCAGCACCAGCCGCUUGGUUGAGGCCAUUUGUACAAAGCUGUGUGCUUUACACAAGUCGCCGACCAAGAAGGCUGGAGUUUGCACCCCCAGGUGGUCUAAAAUCCUCUCGGAUUACCACCACAUCCGAGAGCUGGUGCUUAAUAAUCGCAGGCUGAUGGAUGAAACAAUGAUCCAGCUGUUUGAGCUAAACCAGAAGACACUCAUUCAGUGGUUUCAACGGCAGCAGAAAAAACAGGAAAUGAGUGUCCUUGCUCAGGGACUGACUCCACCUGACCCAAUUGCUGUGGCUGAUACGCAGCUUCCUCCACCGAGGGAAAAAUUGGAUGAAGCGGCAUCAACCUCACGCCCAAAACAUACAUUUAUCCUUCCGCCAAAUCGAGAAGGACAGGCUCCUCUUCUGCGACCAGGUCGACGGCCUGCUGCUGCCACCACCAUGGUGUGCCCCAUUGCACCUGCCCCCACAGCAUCAGGAGUUGUGCAGCCCAUUUCAGCACCUGGGUCAUUGUCACUAGUCCUUAACCCAGACAUGACCGUGUCAAUGGUGAUUCCACCUUCUGGUGCUUCAACAUCCGGUGCAGGCCCAGCUCCACCUGCUCCUGUGUCUGCUGCUCCUGUGUCCCGUUACACCCAGAGGAACAGGCGCCGGCGGGCCCAGGAGACGGAAAGCGGAGUCCAUAAGAGGAAGUAUGUGCGAGGGGUAACCUUUAACAUGUGCAGCAAAUGUGGGCAGCCCAAAACCAAAGAGUUUGGCCAUAGCCGAUAUGGAAAUGCCACAUUUUGCUUGCGUGCCUCAAAUGGAAAAUCUUUAGAUGACUGGUUGGCAGAACAGCGCCAGCAAAAUACAAGCCAAACUCCACCUCCUCAAUAAACAAUUUGCUUUUUUCCUGUAUAUAUUUUGUAUAUAUUACUGUACAUGGUUCCACCCAGUC